Molecule: messenger RNA, 927 nt
Organism: Debaryomyces hansenii CBS767
Lineage: Eukaryota; Fungi; Ascomycota; Pichiomycetes; Serinales; Debaryomycetaceae
Gene: ADE1
Product: phosphoribosylaminoimidazolesuccinocarboxamide synthase
Exons: 1
Coding region: 1-927 (308 amino acids)
Biological process (GO): 'de novo' IMP biosynthetic process
Cellular component (GO): cytoplasm
Molecular function (GO): phosphoribosylaminoimidazolesuccinocarboxamide synthase activity
Source: RefSeq, a predicted model, not a curated record
AUGGAUUCAUUACACACCACAGAAUUAGACGGAAUUUUACCUUUAGUUUGUAAGGGAAAAGUUAGGGAUAUUUAUCAAGUAGAUGAUGAAACCUUAUUAUUUGUUGCAACUGAUAGGGUUUCAGCAUACGAUGUGAUAAUGGAAAACGGUAUUUCAUCAAAGGGAAAGAUUUUGACUAGAAUUUCUGAAUUCUGGUUUGAGUUCUUAUCGAGCAGUAUUCCAAACCAUUUGGUAUUGUCAAAUAAUGACGAUGAGCAUUUGUUCGCCAGAUUACCUGCUAAGUUAUCUGAACCAAAAUACAAACAACAAAUAAGUGGUAGAUCCUUAUUGGUGAGAAAGUUAAAAUUAAUUCCAUUAGAGGUUAUUGUCAGAGGGUACAUUACUGGUUCUGCCUGGAAGGAGUACAAGAAUAAGAAGACGGUGCAUGGUUUAAGUAUUGAUCAGGAUGAUUUACAAGAAUCCCAAGAAUUUACCAAGCCAAUUUUCACCCCAUCAACCAAAGCCGAACAAGGAGAACAUGAUGAAAAUAUAUCCCCAGAAAAAGCGGCCGAAAUUGUUGGACAAGAAUUGUGCGAUAAAUUGGAAGCAAAGGCCAUUGAGUUAUAUUCAAAAGCCAAGGAAUAUGCUAAAUCGAGAGGCAUUAUUAUCGCAGAUACUAAGUUCGAAUUUGGCUUAGAUAAGGACAACAAUAUUGUUUUGGUUGACGAGGUAUUAACUCCUGAUUCAUCGAGAUUCUGGAAUGCCGCUAAUUAUCAAAUUGGCAAAUCCCAAGAUUCUUAUGAUAAACAAUUCUUAAGAGACUGGUUAACCGCAAAUGGUUUAGCCGGUAAAUUUGGCGUCGCAAUGGAUGAAAAUAUAAUUGUUAAGUCAAAAGAAAAAUAUAUUGAAGCUUAUGAAUCUUUGACCGGUGAGAAAUGGUCUGAAUAA